Messenger RNA from Parnassius apollo (apollo), 741 nucleotides. NCBI's taxonomy places the organism in Eukaryota, Metazoa, Arthropoda, Insecta, Lepidoptera, Papilionidae. The record is from the annotation of a GenBank genome assembly.
AUGGAUGACAUUGGACUCGGUCGAGGGAAAGGCCCGCUGACCAAUGAAGUUAAAUCACCUAGGUUUGAGGGUGAAGGUGAGGCCAGGUUAGAGUGCCAAGGGAUUCUCGAGUUAGAGAGCAGAGGGUCACCCAGGUUUGAGGGUGAAGGUGAGGCCAGGUUAGAUGGCCAGGGGAUGCUCAGGUUAGAGAGCAGGGAAUCACCCAGGUUUAAGGGUGAAGGUGAGGCCAGGUUUGAGUGCCUAGGGAUGCUCAGGUUAGAGAGCAGCGGGUCACCCAGGUUUGAGGGUGAAGGUGAGGCCAGGUUAGAGUGCCAAGGGAUGCUCAGGUUAGAGAGCAAAGGUGAUUCUGGUUAUGCUCUAAGGGAGCAUAUGAUGACACCUGUACAUAAUGCUGUUGAGAACUCUCCAGAGGGAAGGUACAAUUACCUCCAAAAACGUGCACGCUGCACCAUAGAACGCACAUUUGGUGUAUUGAAGGGUCGAUGGAGAUGUCUUUUGGCAGCUAGGGAACUCCAUUACUGCCCAGAAACAGCAGGUAAAAUUAUAUUAGCCUGCUGUGUUUUACACAACAUGUGUAUAAGGGCUGGUAUUGAAGGUCCCGAGUUGACUGAAGAGGAACACCAAUCGGAGAGAACCAGGCAGGUUCCCUUUGAAACGGCCGCAUCUUCUACUCAAGCUCUACAGGCAGGUCGAAGGGCAAGGAAUUCAUUAAUACAAAUGUUAGAAAGGAACCGGAGAUAA